CCCCCGCCAAGGCGCCCGGCUCGCGCCUCAGCUCCCUCCCCUUUCCGGGUAGGCCCGUCCCGUCAGCGAGGCAGUGAGCAGCGCGGCCAGCAGAGGGCGGUCCGGACCCAAGUCUGCAGCGGCGCCAUUGGCGUGUGGAAAAUGCCACCAGAUGGCGGGUUAGGAUUGCAGCUCCGUUGAAGGCGCGGCCCCCGCUUCCGAACCCCCGGCGACCACCUCGUAAACCCCCCCCACAUCGGGAAUAACACACCGGAGACUUUUGGGGGGAAACUAGGUCGGCGGCCGGCAGCGCCCGGAUGGGCAGCUGAGGAUCGCCUUUAAGGUUGUUUCAGAAGUUUGAGUUGUACAGAAUUGCAUUAUUUUGCUGUAUUGUGGAACGUCUCCAACAAUGAUUACUUCAGAGUUACCAGUGUUACAGGAUUCAACUAAUGAAACUACUGCCCAUUCUGAUGCUGGCAGCGAACUUGAAGAAACAGAGGUGAAAGGAAAAAGAAAAAGGGGUCGUCCUGGCCGGCCUCCAUCUACAAAUAAGAAACCUCGAAAAUCUCCAGGAGAGAAGAACAGAAUUGAAGCUGGCAUUAGAGGAACAGGACGUGGAAGAGCUAAUGGGCACCCUCAACAGAAUGGUGAAGGGGAGCCUGUCACGUUAUUUGAGGUGGUGAAACUAGGGAAAAGUGCAAUGCAGUCCGUGGUGGACGACUGGAUUGAAUCAUAUAAACAAGACAGGGACAUCGCACUUCUGGAUUUAAUCAACUUUUUUAUCCAGUGUUCAGGAUGUCGAGGUACUGUGAGAAUAGAGAUGUUUCGAAAUAUGCAGAAUGCAGAAAUCAUCAGAAAAAUGACUGAAGAAUUUGAUGAGGACAGUGGUGAUUAUCCCCUUACCAUGCCUGGACCUCAGUGGAAAAAGUUUCGUUCAAACUUUUGUGAAUUUAUUGGAGUCCUGAUUCGACAGUGUCAAUAUAGUAUAAUUUAUGAUGAGUAUAUGAUGGACACAGUAAUCUCCCUUUUGACUGGUUUGUCAGACUCCCAGGUCAGAGCUUUUAGACAUACAAGUACCCUUGCUGCUACAAGAAAAUCAAGAUGAAAUUGAAAAUAUGAUGAACUCUAUUUUUAAGGGUAUAUUUGUUCAUAGAUACCGUGAUGCUAUUGCUGAGAUUAGAGCCAUUUGUAUUGAAGAGAUUGGAGUGUGGAUGAAAAUGUAUAGUGAUGCCUUCCUAAAUGACAGUUACCUAAAGUAUGUUGGCUGGACUCUUCAUGACAGGCAAGGAGAAGUCAGGCUAAAGUGUUUGAAAGCUCUACAGAGCCUAUAUACCAAUAGAGAAUUAUUCCCCAAAUUGGAGCUAUUCACUAACCGAUUCAAGGAUCGCAUUGUAUCAAUGACACUUGACAAGGAAUAUGAUGUUGCUGUAGAAGCUAUUCGACUGGUUACUCUGAUACUUCAUGGAAGUGAAGAAGCCCUUUCCAAUGAAGACUGUGAAAAUGUUUACCAUUUGGUAUACUCAGCACAUCGCCCUGUUGCUGUGGCAGCUGGAGAGUUCCUUCACAAAAAGUUGUUUAGCAGACAUGACCCACAAGCAGAAGAAGCAUUAGCAAAGAGAAGAGGAAGGAAUAGUCCUAAUGGGAACCUCAUUAGGAUGCUUGUUCUUUUUUUUCUUGAAAGUGAGUUACAUGAACAUGCAGCCUACUUGGUGGACAGUUUGUGGGAGAGCUCUCAAGAACUGUUAAAAGACUGGGAAUGUAUGACAGAGUUGCUAUUAGAAGAACCUGUUCAAGGAGAAGAAGCAAUGUCUGACCGUCAGGAGAGCGCACUAAUAGAGCUGAUGGUCUGUACGAUACGGCAGGCUGCUGAAGCACACCCACCAGUGGGGCGAGGUACCGGCAAGCGGGUGCUAACUGCCAAAGAAAGGAAAACUCAAAUAGAUGAUAGAAACAAAUUGACCGAGCAUUUUAUUAUAACUCUUCCUAUGUUACUAUCAAAGUAUUCUGCAGAUGCGGAAAAGGUAGCAAACUUGCUACAAAUUCCACAGUACUUUGAUCUAGAAAUCUACAGCACAGGUAGAAUGGAAAAGCAUCUGGACGCUUUGUUAAAACAGAUUAAAUUUGUUGUGGAGAAACACGUAGAAUCAGAUGUUCUGGAAGCCUGCAGUAAAACCUAUAGCAUCUUAUGCAGUGAAGAAUAUACCAUCCAGAAUAGAGUUGACAUAGCUCGGAGCCAGCUGAUUGAUGAGUUUGUAGACCGAUUCAAUCAUUCUGUGGAAGACCUGUUGCAAGAGGGUGAAGAAGCUGAUGAUGAUGAUAUUUACAAUGUUCUUUCCACCUUAAAGCGGUUAACUUCUUUCCACAAUGCUCAUGAUCUCACAAAAUGGGAUCUAUUUGGUAAUUGCUACAGAUUAUUGAAGACUGGAAUUGAACAUGGAGCUAUGCCAGAACAGAUAGUCGUACAGGCACUGCAAUGUUCCCAUUACUCGAUUCUUUGGCAGUUGGUGAAAAUUACUGAUGGUUCUCCUUCCAAAGAAGAUUUGUUGGUGUUGCGGAAAACAGUGAAAUCCUUUUUGGCUGUUUGCCAACAGUGCCUAUCUAAUGUUAAUACUCCAGUGAAGGAACAGGCUUUCAUGUUACUCUGUGAUCUUUUGAUGAUUUUUAGCCACCAGUUAAUGACAGGUGGCAGAGAGGGCCUUCAGCCUUUGGUGUUUAAUCCAGAUACAGGACUUCAGUCUGAACUGCUGAGUUUCGUGAUGGAUCAUGUUUUUAUUGAUCAGGAUGAGGAGAAUCAAAGCAUGGAGGGUGAUGAAGAAGAUGAAGCUAAUAAGAUUGAGGCCUUACAUAAAAGAAGGAAUCUACUUGCUGCCUUCAGCAAACUUAUCAUUUAUGAUAUUGUUGACAUGCAUGCAGCUGCAGACAUCUUUAAACACUACAUGAAGUAUUACAAUGACUAUGGUGAUAUUAUUAAGGAAACACUAAGUAAAACCAGGCAGAUUGACAAAAUUCAGUGUGCCAAGACUCUCAUUCUGAGUUUGCAGCAGUUGUUUAAUGAACUUGUUCAAGAACAAGGUCCCAACCUAGAUAGGACAUCUGCCCAUGUCAGUGGCAUUAAAGAAUUGGCACGGCGCUUUGCCCUUACAUUUGGACUGGACCAGAUCAAGACACGAGAAGCAGUUGCCACACUUCACAAGGAUGGCAUAGAGUUUGCCUUUAAAUACCAAAAUCAGAAAGGACAAGAAUAUCCACCUCCUAAUCUGGCUUUUCUUGAAGUACUAAGUGAAUUUUCUUCUAAACUUCUUCGACAGGACAAAAAGACUGUUCAUUCAUACCUAGAGAAAUUCCUUACUGAGCAGAUGAUGGAAAGGAGGGAAGAUGUAUGGCUUCCACUCAUCUCCUAUAGGAAUUCAUUAGUCACUGGGGGUGAAGAUGAUAGAAUGUCUGUGAACAGUGGAAGCAGCAGCAGCAAAACCUCCUCAGUAAGAAAUAAGAAAGGACGACCCCCACUUCACAAAAAACGAGUAGAAGAUGAAAGUCUGGAUAACACAUGGCUAAACAGGACAGAGACCAUGAUUCAGACUCCCGGCCCCCUCCCAGCCCCACAGCUUACUUCCACUGUGCUGCGAGAGAAUAGCCGGCCCUUGGGAGAGCAGAUGCAAGAACCUGAGUCUGAACAUGGCUCGGAACCAGACUUUUUACACAAUCCACAGAUGCAAAUCUCUUGGUUAGGCCAGCCGAAGUUAGAAGACCUGAAUCGGAAAGACAGGACAGGAAUGAACUACAUGAAAGUGAGGACUGGAGUAAGGCAUGCUGUUCGGGGUCUAAUGGAAGAAGAUGCUGAGCCCAUCUUUGAAGAUGUGAUGAUGUCCUCCCGGAGUCAAUUAGAAGAUAUGAAUGAAGAAUUUGAAGACACCAUGGUUAUUGAUCUGCCUCCAUCAAGAAAUCGGCGAGAGAGAGCUGAACUGAGGCCAGACUUUUUCGACUCUGCAGCUAUCAUAGAAGAUGAUUCAGGAUUUGGAAUGCCUAUGUUCUGAAAUCUGAA
Chinchilla lanigera (long-tailed chinchilla) is the source of this 4021-nucleotide messenger RNA. RefSeq names its product stromal antigen 1 (gene Stag1). Gene Ontology annotation, molecular function: chromatin binding. The record is from RefSeq and is a predicted model, not a curated record. Gene Ontology annotation, biological process: sister chromatid cohesion. NCBI's taxonomy places the organism in Eukaryota, Metazoa, Chordata, Mammalia, Rodentia, Chinchillidae. Gene Ontology annotation, cellular component: nucleus; cohesin complex; chromatin.